Somion occarium is the source of this 898-nucleotide messenger RNA. The record is from the annotation of a GenBank genome assembly. Lineage: Eukaryota; Fungi; Basidiomycota; Agaricomycetes; Polyporales; Cerrenaceae.
GAACGGUGAUCACUUCCUACCUUUCGACCUCAAGUGAACGAUCUGCAAAGUUUGAAACUGGGGGGUUUUGCUAUUUAAGGGGACUUUUCAAAAAGACCACAAACCCCAAUUCGAGGUCAUAGGUCAUAGGCAUGCUCUUCUGCCCAAACUGCGCGAAUAUGCUCGUCAUCUCGACAGAGACGGGCUUUAACAAAUGGGCAUGUAAUACAUGUGCGUAUGAGUUCCCCAUUGCAAAGCAGAUGACUUCUCGGACAAAACUCAAGAGGAAAGAGGUUGACGAUGUUCUUGGAGGCGAUGAAAUGUGGAAACACGCAGAUUCCACUUCCGCCACUUGUCCCAAGUGCGACCAUGGAAGAGCGUACUUCUAUCAAUUGCAGAUUCGGUCUGCCGAUGAGCCAAUGACUACAUGUAUGUUUUGCCUCUUCCUGAUUUAUUUCCACCGUGCCAACCAAGCCUACAAUCCCCCAGUCUAUCGAUGUACAUCUUGCGGAAACCAAUGGCGAGAAAACUAGCAUUUGGUCGUCCGCGCCCCCAUCUCUCAGCGGAAUGCUGCUGCCUGCCUCGCAAUUCUGGGCUACUCCCAAAAUCUGACCAUAAGACAUGUGACGAGUCAAGAAACACGUUGCUCGCUGUUCCUUCUGUAUUUGACUAUGUUGGAUCACAGGAGGGAAGCCACUGUAUACUCUGUCAAGAGUGUCAUUCCCACCCGCGUAGAGGUGCGCCCAGAGGCGUGCGGUGUUGUGGAGUUUUGACUGGUACUGUCGGCUGAGUACUGAGUAUCCAAUUGUUAGCUAUUCUAGAGUCCAUUUUGGACCAAACAACCGUGCAGUAUGAUUUCUAGAUGCUUUCAAUCGUACUGACGUACUCCUUUCUCAUCAAUGGCGAUUCGUACAAACUU